AAUGGGAUACUCUUUCUGGAGCAGUUGUAGAUGAUGUAUUAGUUGUGUUCUGGAUGGAUAAUGGUCCAGUAACUAUGUUAACAACUAUACAUGAAAUUUUAGUACAUAGUGUGUUUGGUAAUGCAAGUAAAAAAAUUCUUCCUAUCUCUACCAUAAUUGAUAAUUACAAUUAUCAUAUGGGUGGUGUAGAUGUAGCUGACCAAUUAAAGGGUUAUUAUGGUACACAAGUACCUGUAUGUCGCACUUGGAUGCCAUUAUUUUUUUGGCUUCUUGAUACUAGUAUCAUUAAUACAUUUCUUAUUUCAAAAGCUCUUAACUUAAUCAUGAUUCAAUCAGAAUUAUAUAAUCAAAAUUCAAAAAAACAACUAUUUUAUAUUACCAAAAAAUUUGAAUUACCUAUUGAUCAUUUACUUCCACAAAGUUACUAUCCAAUAUAUCGUGAAGAGAGAGGUUCUUGUGUUUGGUGUCAGUUUCAAUAUAUGUCUGAAUAUGGAAAACAUGACAAGAAUUCACCACAAAGCCAGUUUAUUCCAUCUCCAAGAUAUUAUCAAACUAGUGUAUUAGAUGGUAUUGUCGAUGGCAAUUAUUCAAAUGAGGUGAUAUUUCUUGAUUUGGCCAAAAAAUUCGAGACAAAUGCACCUCCAUGGAGUGUUUCUUCGGGAACUCCUGAAAAAGAAUUUCUUGCUACAUCAUGCCUUAAUUCUAUAAAUGGAUCAAAUAUUUUCUUAAUUGGAGGACUUUCUACUGAUCAAGCAGGGCUAAACGUAAUUUAUCCUUCUUCAUUAUUAUAUACAUUUAAUCCUGAUACAUUACAAUGGACCACAACGACUACUACUGGAUUUUUUAAUGCAUCUUUAACAUUGACUCGUAUGAAUGCUGUUGUAACAAAUAAUGGAAAUAUUUUUAUUUUUGGUGGAAUCCAAAUCAAUUCUAUUAAUAAUAAAAAACGUACAGGAAAUUAUAUUAACUAUAUGAAUAUACUUAAUGUAAACACAUUAAAAUGGUCUCAGCUGAACACUGCAGUAAAUGUUCCGACACCUCGUGGAGGUUAUACUGCUAAUUUAUUGAAUAAUAGUCUCAUAAUUUAUAUAGGUGGAUUACAAUUAGUUGCUACAAAUGUUAAUAGCAGCGUUGAUAUGAAUGAGCAGGCUUAUGGUGAUGCUGUUACUUCCCGUCUUCAAACUUCCACACAAUUACCAAAUAAUAAUCUUUAUUUAUUUGAUGUUCAAAACAAUGUUUGGAUUUCUUCAAAUCAACUAGAUUCAUUUAAAACAAAUUCAUCUUCAACAAAUUCACCUUCAACAAAUUCAUCAACAAAUUCAUCUUCACCCAAUUCAUAUUCAACACCUUCUACAAGUCAAAAUUUAAAUGGAAUUAUCAUUGCUAUCAGUGUUGUAGGUGGCCUUAUUUUUAUUGCCAUAAUUGCUGGAUUGUUAUAUUUUAUAAAAUCAAAUAAUCGUAGUGAUAAACCUAUCCCAACACCUGGUGAAUAUAAAGAUGAAAUUCCAAUGCAUUACUCUAAUAUUGAUGUUAUUCCGACACCUGGUACUUAUACACAUGAUAUUCAAAAACGUUACAAUAACACAAAUGCUAUUCCAACUCCUGGUACUAAUUCCUGUUAG
This is a messenger RNA of Cetraspora pellucida, 1622 nucleotides long. The record is from the annotation of a GenBank genome assembly. Lineage: Eukaryota; Fungi; Glomeromycota; Glomeromycetes; Diversisporales; Gigasporaceae.